AUGUCUAACAAUCGCUUAGAGCUAGGACAUACAUAUAUGUAUGCAGAAUCGAAUAAAGACCAAUACUUAUCUCCCUAUUCAUCUCGAAGUCGUUCACCGAAUUCUGGCAUUUCUAGCUUAAAUUCAAAACGAAUAAGAGCUAAUUCUUUAUUAGGAGAAUUUGAAGAACUUGAAAUAAAGUUCUCCCAAUAUGAAAUGAUUAAAGUUCCUGAAUUUAGAAUUGAAAAAGAAGAUUUAAAUAAAGAAAUAAAAAAAAUCACUAAUUUUUUGGCAACACCUUCUCCAGAAUCUGGAAAUAAAGAUAUUAGUCUUGCUCUUCCCUCUGCGAGUGAAUAAAAAACAAUGGAAAAUCUCUUUUUUUAGAGAAAAAAGCUCCGUUAAUGAAAUAUUUUUUUUAUAAAAAUAUCUUGAUAUAUAAAUGAUAAUUAUUAUAUAAUCCAAGCCUCCUUUGGUUCGGGCAAUGCUGACAUCUUUCAAAAUCACAGGGGUGCUGGUUUUACCAAUAUUUGUUUUAAAAAUUACUUCCCUUCUGAAAUCAAAAGAAAUCGGCAUAGUCCGUGCCAAAAGGCGGCUCGGGCUAUAAUGAAAUUUUUAAAAUAUAAAUUUAACAAAUCAAAUUAAUUUUUAUAUUCCAUUUUAAUUAAUUGGUAAUAAAAGCCCUCCAGCCCUCUCACUGAGUUAGAAUAAAAAGGGAUUUAUUAUUAAUUAUAAUAAAUAAUCCCAUCAAACAGUAUAAAAUAUAGUUUUAACGAAGUGAAUAUAUUUAUUUCUAAAUGUAUACUUCCAACACCAUUUAUAAAAGCUAGAUUCAGAAGCCCUACUUUUAGCAUUAACUGUAUUAACUUAGGGCCUGGCGAUUAUUCGCCAGAUCAAAAGAAAACAAUUUCAGGAGGAUAUUUCCCUCUUCAGCCCAGGUUUGAUGAAUCUAUUGAAGACAAAGUUGAAUGGUUUUUAAGUAAAAGAAGGAAAAAGAAUUUAAGUUUUUCGAAUAAAAUUUUUAAGUUUAAGUUUAUUGAAUUUCUUAUGCAUAUUGAAUGCCUUAUAAGUUUCAUUCUUGAGGAUCAGCUACGAUAGCAGCUCUGAAAAACGGUAGAUGAACCGGCCUAACCAUCGAACCGUUAAAGUUAUCAAGCCCUUUCAGACUUCUCUAGUCUGUGCCAAUCUCAGCACAGACCACUUCUCUUCAAGCCAAAGCUCUCAAGAAGUUAAACUUCUCUCACUGAGCUCGGUUUAUGAGUCAGUCCUGGUGGAUCAGGACUAGGGACCCAUCCUUAACUGCCAUUUUAAAUAUUGUGCGAAUAAAAUAAGUGAAAGAAAUCAAGAUAUGACUCAGUAUUUGCCAGAAAAAAAAUCAAAAAUACAUUGUGAAAAAGUGCAUAAGCACAAUAUUACACUUGAAACUGUACGAGAGGCAAAGAGGAGGAUAGAUAAGAUGAAUAGAGAAGCAAAAGAAGGCAAAUUAAAAUAUAAAAUGAAAAGAUUUAUGUUUAAUGAAAAAAGGACAGAAUUUAAACAGAUAUAUAUAUCAUGGAUUGCUCUGGCAUCUAUUGUUGGUCUACAUACUAUUUUCUAUUAUAAAACUGAAGGAAGAAAGGUAAACAAUAUUUAGAGAAGGCGAGGUCAAGUAAGAAAACAAAUUUCAUUUUUUUGUUUAAUAUCAAGAAUUUUAGGAAAACUAAAGUUAUCCUUACUCCUUAUCCUUGAUUGAAUUACUUCAUUUAAAAUUUCCUAAGAAUUGGGAAAAUUGACCCCAUCUUUGAAUACAUACCUAGCAUAAUUAAAUAUGGCGUCUCAACUUGGGUCUGGCCUCUCGGCCAGACAGUUUCGAGCCCUAUUUAAUUAUAUCCGGCAAGGUUUUGCCAUACCAGAGACGGACAGCAACGACAGGUAAGCAAUUCUGGCAGUGUGCAGAGCCUGUCCCUAGUCCUAUUUCAGGCAUGGAUUUGAACACACAGUAGUUGGAAAAGGGUGGCCCAGCAAUGUCCUCAGGACCAAUCGGGCACUUCACUAGCGUGAAACCGAGAGUUACGCCUCAGGCUCUGUGAUUUCCCUUUUUGCCGAGAGUCGGCCAGAAAAUCCAUUUUUUGGAUUUUCCAGCAGACAACUCACGUCCUCAAGCAGAAUAGCUCAGGCAUGAGCCGCCUUAGUUGGCAACACUGCCCCGGAAGCAUAUUGUGUGAUCAAGGCAAGUCGACCCAGAGGCUUGCGGACUCUAUGCGGAAGAAGGCAGCGGGAAGUUCUGGGAUGGGCAACCCCGUAAAGGGCGUUAAACGUAUAAAUUUAAUAGAAUAGAAUAACAUACCUAGCAAAAAUUAUCUAUGAUAAUAAUUAAUAUAAGAUAUUACAGGUACAAUCACUCCCAGGAAUUUCUAGCAAAUUUACUAAUAUAUUGUAUAACCUAUCUCUUAUCGAUAGCCUAUAAAUUUUUAUAUGGGAUUUUUAUAAUAGCACAUAUGUGAGUAAAAAAAAAUAUCAUAAUUUUCUUUUCAGAAAUUAGUUUAGCCUAUCUUUGAUCAAGUAACAUGAGCUCUUCGACCAAGGGUGGGAAUUUAGUGAAGAAUAGAAGAAUAAAUCUUAUCUGAAAAUUAAGCAAGAAUGCUAUGAGGAUAAAAAAAUGGGUAAAUAACCGAAGGUCUUUACUCUUAAAAAUUUUGGAUACUGAAAUCUUUAAAAGAUCGAAUAAUCAAAAUACUCUUCUUCAACUUAUGGCUCAAUAUUGAAAAUAUAAAAGAACAUUGCAAAUAGGUUUAAAAAGGAUAAUUGAAAUAAAAAGGGCAAGAUUUCAUGCAUUAGGUUUGCUAUGAGUAAAAAUUCAAUCAAAUCUAAUAAAAAAAUACCGAAAAUCUGGAAAAAUAAAAGUUGAUAAGCCAGAAAAAUUGAUACCUCAAAAAGUAAUUGAAGAAAAUCUUCAAAAAUACUUUCAAGCUCAAGCAAAAUCAUAUUUAGAAAAAUAUAAUAAAUAUAAAGCAGAGUGCCGGGAAGCAGACGAAUAUAAAGAAAGGGAAUUAAAGGAAAUCGAAUUUGAUGCUUUACUUUCAGAGAAUAUUAUUUAUGAGAUAACCGAAUGUAUAAGCCCUCAAGCGCCUACUUUUGUUUUGUACUCGAAUGAAAAUUUGUUGAAAAAACGUGUGAUGCAAGUUAUCCAUUUCUAUGCAGUAAGUAAAAUCCAAGACGAUUUCCCAUCUCCAAAAGGCAAAAAUAGAUUCCAAAGAAGAUCAGUUCAAAUAUAUCCUGAAGAAUAUGCCAGAUUCCAAAAUAAAAUAAGAUAUAAAGAUGAAACUGAUAGAAGGCGACCUUCUAAUUUUGCAUUAUAA
This is a messenger RNA of Blepharisma stoltei, 3314 nucleotides long. The record is from the annotation of a GenBank genome assembly. NCBI's taxonomy places the organism in Eukaryota, Ciliophora, Heterotrichea, Heterotrichida, Blepharismidae.